UUUUACUUUGAAAGUGUGAUAUUGGGCGGUCACUGCUGAGGCUUGUGGCUGUUUUCAGGCUUGAGCUAGCUAACCGCCGAUCACAGUCCACGACAAAAAAAAACUCUGAGACCAGAGUACACCUUGAAAGUGCAACAAUGCAGACCAUUAAAUGUGUAGUAGUUGGGGAUGGUGCUGUGGGUAAAACCUGCCUUUUGAUUUCAUAUACGACAAACAAGUUCCCAUCAGAGUAUGUACCAACAGUUUUUGAUAACUAUGCCGUAACUGUAAUGAUUGGGGGUGAACCAUACACUCUUGGAUUAUUUGACACUGCAGGCCAGGAGGAUUAUGAUCGGUUGAGGCCUCUGAGCUACCCCCAAACCGAUGUCUUCUUAGUUUGUUUCUCAGUAGUUUCACCCUCAUCCUUUGAAAAUGUCAAGGAAAAAUGGGUGCCUGAGAUCACCCACCACUGUCCAAAGACCCCGUUCCUGUUGGUCGGAACUCAGAUUGACUUGAGAGACGAUCCUUCUACUAUUGAAAAGCUUGCAAAGAACAAGCAGAAACCCAUCACUCCUGAAACAGCAGAGAAACUAGCGAGAGACUUGAAAGCAGUCAAAUAUGUGGAAUGUUCAGCUUUAACACAGAAAGGGCUGAAGAACGUAUUUGAUGAGGCCAUACUAGCUGCCUUGGAGCCCCCAGAGCCUAAGAAGAAACGUAAAUGUGUUCUUUUAUGAGUUCAGCCUUUAUGUAGGUCCUUUCAGGCAUAAACAUAUAACAUAAGAUCUAUGACUAUUUUCCAUAAGCAUAAGAAUCUUGGUUAGUUUUGGUUCUACCUUAAACCUUUAUCAGGAAAGGACUAACUAUUGCAAAUACUUUUUUUUUUGUUGUUGUUUUGUUUUUUCUUCAUAUUUGCCUUGAUAUAUUGUCAUCUGAAUUAAGAAGAAUGGAUAUGUGUAAUGACUGUAAAAUGAGUGUAAGAUAUAUUAUUUUGCAAAAAAAAAAAGUGUAUCUUAAGAUUAUCUUGAUUUGUCAAAUUGUGUCAUGAUUGUACUCUUCUCACAUGAAAGUGAUUCACUGCAAGCCUUCCUUACAGCUAAAGAUCGCUUUUGAAUUUAGUUAUUUAUUGAUGGUUAAUAUUCAUUUCUGGGAUGGCUGCAAUAAGGAUGGAAAAAAAAAAAACAGUGUUAUGCUUCAGCACAGAGAACGUGUUGGCAGUAGUUCUUAGUUAAGUGGCAGAUCACUUGUAACAUUCAUGAACUGAAAUUCUGAGGACUUUUUUUUUUUUUUUUUUUACAUUGUGAAAUCAUGCCUCUGAACUCUAUUUAUUAUAAAUUCUUAUUAUAAAACAAAUUGAUCCAAACAUCUUUAUGGUAAAAUUACAAAUUGAUUAAAUUGACCUCACCUUGCACAAAUAUCACUCAUAUGUGUAAAUCAUGAUAACUACAAUAAUGUUCAGUUUUACUUGGACCUGAUGUUGAUCAGGUCAUGUUUUCAGUUAAAGAUCAUUCUGAGUUUAUAUUUUUCUUUCUUUUUGGAUCAGUCAGUUUUGAGUAAUAAUCUUUAAUAAUUUCUUUUUUUAUUUAUACUAAUUGUCAUUAGCCUUUGUAUAAUUAUAAUUGAGUUUAUAAUGAUAAUGAUGUGUGACGGUGAUUCUUUAGCAUUCAGCCACUCAAAUACAGCAUGUGUAUUGUUUUUGUUUGAGUUUAUUUUUCUUUAUUUCUUUUUAAUAUAUUUUUAUAUGGACUGUUUCGUUACAGAAAGAAAUGAUUACUUGUGUGAAUCGCAUUGAAAUAAACAUUUCCAACAUUUUGAAA
Molecule: messenger RNA, 1793 nt
Organism: Astyanax mexicanus (Mexican tetra)
Lineage: Eukaryota; Metazoa; Chordata; Actinopteri; Characiformes; Acestrorhamphidae
Gene: cdc42l2
Product: cell division cycle 42 like 2
Exons: 6
Coding region: 138-713 (191 amino acids)
Biological process (GO): modification of synaptic structure; small GTPase-mediated signal transduction
Cellular component (GO): dendritic spine
Molecular function (GO): GTP binding; GTPase activity
Source: RefSeq, a predicted model, not a curated record